Naegleria lovaniensis is the source of this 1029-nucleotide messenger RNA. RefSeq lists its product as uncharacterized. The record is from RefSeq and is a predicted model, not a curated record. Bases 1 to 1029 code for a protein of 342 amino acids. The transcript has a single exon. Lineage: Eukaryota; Heterolobosea; Eutetramitea; Acrasida; Naegleriidae.
AUGGAAACCUUCCAAAUUUCUCACCCACAAGAACACAGCAUCACCACUUGCAAUUCCAUCAUCUCGAGAUGGUUGUUUUUUGGUUGCAGUGGUAGUAACAGUGCAAAUCAUCAUGAAGUCAGCGGCAAUUCCUUCAAUGUGCUAGAAGCAAAUUCGAACCUUCCAUCUCCCUUUCAAAUUCAUCAUCAACAACCAAUCCCAUCCUCUUCCUUCUCACCUGCUCAAGUAUUUCUCUAUGUUUUCUUUGUUUACUUGUCACUGAUUGUGACAAAAUGUUUAAUCCUAAUCAUGUCGUCGUUAUAUAAUCGAUUUUAUGGAAAUAUUGCAAGUUCAUCAUCAUCCUCUUCAACAACCUCUAAUUUAACAUCAUCCUCCAGUGACUCCUCUUCCUCCACCAAUGUACAAAAUAUUGUGUCUCGAAAAUUGAAUCAUUUAAUUUCACAAACUUGGAGACUUCGGAAAUUAAUUUUUGCAAUUCUCGGAAUUGUCUCUACACUUUUCAUCAUUAUUUAUUCUCAUCACUCACCAAUGAAUUGCUUCUCGUCGGAACGAUUGACCUGUUCAUCCAUUCUUUCAAGAGAAACGACUCGAAAGAAUUCUACUCAAAUUAACCUCAUGCCUAACAUCACUCAACCUGCAACGAAUACAAUUCCUUCUUUACGAAACAAAUCCUUCUCAUUACAAAAGUUGACAACAAAUCACAAUUCUUGUCUAUAUUCACCAGCCAAACAUCUGGUCAAUAUGUGGAACAUGGCAAAAGAAAAUGCAAUUUUGAGUCGACAAGCUCAACAAGAACAAUCUUGCUUAUUUGAAUCUUUAUUGAGAAGUUGCGUGAAUAUCUUAGUUUUGACAAUCAAACUUUUAUAUGUGUACUUGUCGCUCAUUGGAGUUGUGAUUGUUGUUAGAUGGUUGGCGUUUGGCAGUCUCUCAUUGAAUUCAGCAAUGCACAUUUAUGGAACACCUGCACAUGCUGUCACAAAUACUGUAGCAAGUACGAAGAUUAAAAUAAAUGCAUUCCGUAUGCCUUAA